Penicillium antarcticum is the source of this 1395-nucleotide messenger RNA. Its product is annotated as phosphoserine phosphatase SerB. Gene Ontology annotation, biological process: L-serine biosynthetic process; dephosphorylation. The transcript is spliced from 3 exons. Gene Ontology annotation, molecular function: L-phosphoserine phosphatase activity; magnesium ion binding. The coding region runs from base 1 to 1395 and encodes 464 amino acids. The record is from RefSeq and is a predicted model, not a curated record. Gene Ontology annotation, cellular component: cytoplasm. NCBI's taxonomy places the organism in Eukaryota, Fungi, Ascomycota, Eurotiomycetes, Eurotiales, Aspergillaceae.
AUGGCAGAAUCCAACCGUCCCACGCGGCCAUCCCUCGGCCAGAUGCGCAGCAGCUCCUUCCUACAGGACCAUCAGCAGUAUAAGCCCAUGGCCCCAAUCAACCCAAUCAACCAAAACAUUGGUGAGGUUUUGGCAGGCCAGGUGGACGAGAACCUGACAAUCAACUCGAACCCAAUCAAGCCAGACCCCGAACGUGUCACCGACAGCGGCGUCAUUCACAGCAUCUUCAACCAUCAAUCAAACCCGCUCCCUAGCGGUACAUCGCAAAUCGUCGCGACUAUCUACUAUAAGUCCUCUCACCCCGUCCACCCCAACAUUCAUCCCGAUGUGCCGUCUACUUCCAACCCGCUCCCACCGCCCAUCAUCCCUGAGGGCUCGGCUCCAACAGAAGAUAUGGACAAGAUGCCCCGUGAACCUCCCGUCCCGGAGCCGGAACCUCUGGAUCACCUAUACGGGCCUUACGUGUCGCAGCUGUGCUUGACCAACUUCCUUCAGGUUCUGGAAAGCCUGCCCACUCCCUAUCAGCGUAUGAACACCUCGCACCGCUGUCUGGACCGCGACGAGCACCCGCGCGUCGUGGAGGUUACUUUCUCUCCCCCGCCAAACCCGGACUAUCUUUCGUUCCCCGAUCUGCGCAAGCACGAGAGCAUCUGGCGCUUCGAGCGCGAGUGGAAUGUUGAGGUUGUCCUGCAGAAGGAGAGCGUGUUCCGCCGCCAUAAGCGUCUGGCUGUGUUUGAUAUGGAUAGCACUUUAAUUGACAAUGAGUGCAUCGAUGAAAUCGCCAAGUUCAUUGGUGUCGAGAAGCAGGUUUCUGAGAUCACCGAACGCGCCAUGAACGGCGAAUUGGACUUCUCCGCCUCGCUCAAGGAGCGCGUUGGUCUUCUCAACGGGGUCCCCGCUGAUGUCUUCGAGAAGCUCAAGUCCGUUCUGAAGAUUGCCAAGGGUGCCCGUGAGCUCUGCCGCGCAUUGAAGGCUCUAGGUUACAAGAUUGCUGUGCUGAGCGGUGGUUUCCAACCCUUGGCAGAGUGGCUUGCUGAACAGCUCGGCAUCGACAUUGCCGUGGCCAACCACCUUGAAAUCGAUGAGGCCACCCAGACCCUCACCGGCAAGCUCGUGCCCUCGUACCCCAUCGUCGACGCCGCACACAAGCGCACCCUCCUCAAGUCCAUCGCCGCUGAACACAACAUCCCGCUCUCACAAACCAUGGCCGUCGGCGAUGGCGCAAACGACCUCCUCAUGCUUCACGCCGCAGGCCUCGGCGUCGCCUGGCGCGCCAAGUCCAAGGUGCAGCUCGAAGCCCCAACCCGCAUCAACGGCGAGAGCCUCGUAGACAUCCUCUACCUCCUCGGCUUGGACAACGAGGACAUCGCAGAGCUGACCUCCGAAAGCCAAUGA